AUGGAUCGCCUGAAAAAAUUUCUCAAUGAGAAGAAAGUUAACAAAAACUUCAAAAAAGCUGGAGCCGGCUAUCGGCUUACUGGGGAUGGUUCAGCGGCUGCUGUACCGCAGCCGGUCCCUGUUCAGCGGCAAGCAUCACAACUACCACCAGCGGAACGUAUAGCUACAGCUGAUAUUGCGGCACAGGCGGCUUAUAAAAGAAUGAACUUGGAUGUAACCCAGGAAUCGCUAACACAAAGGAAUAUACGCAUGCGGGCUCUUAAAGAACUGGAAAAGGAAAAGAAAGAACGUGAAAAAUGUACCAGCGACAAAGAUGUUCAAUUAGGGACUCAUGUAAUUGAUGAGCGUGAAUUUGAGCACUCUGGUGCUGUCAGUGGCGUUUACUUUACUUGUGACCUUCUUGGAGACGAUUAUCAGCUAACGAAAAAUGAAAUGCGAAAAAAAGUGGAAAAUUUUUUGCGAACACAGUUGGCUGAUGAUCCACUGGUUGCAUCAACAUUAAUGAUUUUCUCUUUAAAUGGUCCGGACAAAAGGAAUAAUGCUUCAGAAACGAUCCAAAAAUAUCUCAGGAAUCUUAUCGAAAAUCCAGAAGAAGGCAAAUAUCAUCGUAUAAGAAUUAACAACAAGAUUUUCCAGGAGCGGGUUUCUUGUGCUAACGGCGGAAAAGAAUUUUUGCUAGCAUGUGGUUUUGAAGAAAAAGAUUUCAUUAAUAAUGGACAGCAAGAAUCUUUCUUAGUUAUACCAGAUGAUAAAGCAAUGGAUACAGAGUCGUUGAUCCAAGCUUUAGAAAUUUUACAAACUGGCCAGGCUGUCCCUUUAAAGCUGUCUCGCAAUGCUGCCGUAUAUAAACUUGAAGCGAAUCAAACUAUUACAAAUCCACAUUUGCCACGCGACUUCUUUGAUUUAGACCUCGCUGAGAUUAAAAGAGAACAACAGCGUCGAGAAAUUGACGUUGAUAAGUUUACGACAUUACGAACACGGGAAAUGCGUGAAAAAAGCGAAUUGAUGCGCAACUAUCGCUACAACUACACUUUGAUCAGAAUUAGGUUCCCAAAUCGUUUUCUUUUACAGGGUACAUUUGGAUGUCAGGAGCCUUUCUCUGCUGUACUCAGUUUCGUUGAAGAGCAUCUGACACCUAUUGAACCAAUGUUAUUCGCUUUGAAAGAUCCGAUCUCUGGAAGAGUAAUCAGUGAUCAUACGAAAACCCUAAAUGAACUGAAUCUUCUUCCCGCUGCUGUUUUACAUUUUGAAUGGGAUUCGGAUGUACAAUGUGAAUUAGUAAAGCUUGGACGAGAGGUUCAAUAUCUGGAUCAUCGCUUUAUCAAAGCUGCAGAACCAUUUGCCGUGGCAUGA
Messenger RNA from Cercopithifilaria johnstoni, 1353 nucleotides. The record is from the annotation of a GenBank genome assembly. Lineage: Eukaryota; Metazoa; Nematoda; Chromadorea; Rhabditida; Onchocercidae.